Molecule: messenger RNA, 1377 nt
Organism: Rhizopus microsporus ATCC 52813
Lineage: Eukaryota; Fungi; Mucoromycota; Mucoromycetes; Mucorales; Rhizopodaceae
Exons: 4
Coding region: 70-1158 (362 amino acids)
Source: RefSeq, a predicted model, not a curated record
GUCAAACGUGACUGCUUCUGUUGUCCCUUAAUUCAACUUGGCAACUUCUUUUCUUUGGUAUCAAACGAUAUGCUUCCAAAGAAAGCUCCAAAGAUUGUAUUUCCUGAUAACCACGCAAUUUAUGUAAAAGCCUUGUAUAAAAGCAUAUUAGCGGAGGGAUCACUAUUUUUUGAUGAUCGAGCAAGAACAUUUAUACAAAAUCGAACAAGAUACUUGUUUAAAGAAUAUAAAGAUUGCGCCGAUCUUGAGAGAGUAAAGAGCAAGAUAAAAGAAGCAAGAAGGAAACUUCAUAAAUUAGAGGAAGCUAAUCGAGGAAACUUUAGAAAAGCCUACAAGAUACUUUUAGAUGUUUAUGGAAGAAGAGGAAAAGUGCGUCACUCGCUGCUUUAUCCUUACUUAAAUCAGUUCAAGCCAGUCGACUUUAAGCAUCCAGAACCAUUUAUCCCACAUGUGCCUCGCACAGCUCCACCACCACCUUUAUGCCCACCGUUGCGUGUGUUGAUUACAGAUCAUCUGGGAAAGAGACUAUCUCCAAUACUACCUGAGCCAAAGCAUAAGCCAUUACAUGUCGGUAGAAAGGCCAAUUUGCUCUGGAGGCAUCAUUCCAACUUACUUAGUCGUGUAUCGGUGCCACUUCCGUUUGAAAUAUUAUGUGAACUAGAAACAAAAGCAGGUGCGCUUCCUAAUCACCCUAUGUCAGCAGCCAGUUUAGGGAAAGGCGGUCCAAAAUGGGAUCAAUUUUACUUUGCAUACCAAAACAACUUUGAUCUUGCCCAUCUAUCGCCUCAUCUAAAAUCUCAUGUUCCUCAGUCAAAGGUAGUCCGAAGUCAAACAGUGGCUGGUAUUCGAUCUCCCUAUGAGACAGUCAAAAUGCCCAACAUAUUGGAGUAUUUAGAAGAAAAGGAGUCAAAGAAACCAGAGCUUCAAAAGUAUGAAUCACCCUAUGACAAUAGACAAACAAGACGACUUUAUAGGCGAUUACUUAAUGAAAUACCAUGUAUGGAUAUGUUUACAUGGGAAACACUUUGGAAAGAAGGCGUAAAUUAUACUAUAUUCAAAUCAAACUGGAUACCAAAGGGUGUUAGAGAAUUGAUCCCAGAAACUCUUAGUUCUGAAGUAAUUAAGGAAACCAUGAAAACAAAUAAAAGAAAGAAAUAAAUGAACCAUCCACUUGAGAUCAUGGCAUGGGGAUUAUUGUAGUUGUAAACUCAGAUUCUACAGAAUGAAAGACCCUUCUUUUUUCAGAUGCUCUCAAACCGAGUCUUUUAGACUAUAUGUCUAGUGAGCAUUUCACCAAUGCAUCUUGUUAAAGAUAUAGCUUUGUAUGCCUGAUUUAGUUUUUUACAUAUAAAAAAGAUAAAUGAUACCUUAUAGCAG